CGGAGGGGUGCUGCGAUUAUUUGGGACUACCACCGGGGGGAUCUCCAGGGGAGCUCCGUGGAGAAGGGGGACCGGAGGAGGAGUACCGGGAGUGGGGGCGGCGGGGAGGGCGAAGCGGCCGGGGCGGGCGGCGGCCGCCUGGGGGGGCUGCGGGCGCGGGAGCUGCGGCAGAAGAUGUCGCCGAGGCGGUGGCUGCCGGCGUGGUGGCGGUGGUGGUGGCUGCCCACGCUGCUGUGGGGCGGCGCGGGGGGGUACGUGGUGGUCAGCUCGGUGACCUGGCCGCUGCCCGAGGGGGAGGAGGAGGCGGCGGAUGAGCUGCACGGCUCUUCCACCGAGGAUGCGCUCCCCGCGUUGCUGGAGGAGGCGGGCGGCCUCUGGAAGCAGAGCUACCCGGCCUCGGCUUACCGGGAGGAUGCGGCCCUGGGCUCCGGGCCGGCGGCACGGCGCUCGGGCCAGGGGGCCGCCCCCUCCAGGAUGUUCUCCUACCGACGGGAGGGCGGCGGGGCGCCGGGCCGCGCCGGGACCGCCCGCUUCCUCGCCCACUACAACACCUGGGGCUUCGUGGCUACGCGGGCCGCGCACGGAAAGAUCCAAGGUAUGCCCUAUGGGAACUGUUUACUUCUCAGCGACGGUCCCAUCAAUAACAGCACCGGAAUCCCUUUCUUUUAUGUGACACCAAAGGACAACACUGUGGCAGAUCUCCUGAAGAAUCCUGUGGCUUCUCUGACCCUGCCAGAGGCAGAUGGAAAUUUCUGCAGAAAAAAUGUAAUUGAUCCGGAGGAUGCAAGGUGUGCCAGGUUGACUCUCAUGGGACAGAUGGUCACGGUGCCUCCGGAGGAAGUGGAAUUUGCCAAGCAAGCCAUGUUUUCCAGGCAUCCAGUGGUAAGAAAGUGGCCUCGUAGCUAUGAGUGGUUCUUCAUGAAAAUGAACAUUGAGCACAUCUGGCUUCAAAGCUGGUAUGGAGAAGUGUCUGCCAUCGCAGUAGAAGAGUAUUUAAAAGCAGUUCCAAGUAAAGGAUGAUUGAAUGGACUUCGAGAUAAGAAAUCUUUGUUUCCUAUCCAAACACUUUCAAAAUUUCAUGCUGGAUGGUUACCUUACAGUGAUUUUUUUUUUUUUUUCCAAAAAAAAAGCUUCAAAAUAGCCCUGUCUUACAUGGAGAAGAGUGAAAAUAAACCAACACAGACUUUAAAAUUAUAAAGGAGAGGUGUAUACUAGCCCUACCCUGCAAUGUACUAACGUGUCAUUUCAAACAGGCAAUGCAUCAUCUUGAAUGCUGCUUUAAAAUGCUUUGUGUCUGUUUGUUUUGACUUUUAUUGCUGUGCACCCACAAGGAAACUACAGUAUGUGCUAAAUAUAAUGUUCUGAUUUACAGAAAAAGCAAAUUGCCUAUUCAGAACCCUCUAUGUAUUGUGGAGGUAUUACUACUGCUUGGUCUCCCUUGGUUUGUAAGUACUCUAAGAUAAACCUCAUAGCUGCAACUUUAGAUAUUUUCAUUUCAAGAAAAAUAUUUUGCUAAGCUCUCCUCAUUUGCUAAAUUAUAUUUUGUACAUGUGUUUUUCUCUAAUUGUUCCUGUUAUGAGACAGGAAAAGUAUUUUAGCAGUCUGUAGUCCCAUUUUUCUUUGCAUUGCUUCUCCAGCCACUGUUUUAACUCAUUUGUGCAAAUGAUUUUUGCAAGCCGUCACUAAUUCAUCUAGGGGUGGAGCAUUUAUUUUUUUAAAGAAGCCUAAAGAUAGGUAGAUAUUUCAAGCCAUGAAAAACUAAUUUUCCUAGUGUGGAAAGUGCAAACUUUGUUGCAAACACGUCUUGUCCAAAGGUAUUUUUUCAUCUUCAGCCCUUGCUCUAGGUGUCCUGGUAACCUAUCCUGCAGGUCCUAAGGGUAUUGCAGUAAGAAAGGUCCAACGGCUAACUGGCCAAUUCAUUACACAGUUUGCAAAUUACACAGCGGCUCUCCCCAUAAGGUUAAGAAGCGGACACACUGAAUGGGGUGUCCGUGGGGAAGGUUCUUCCAGCAUCCCUGGGAGGGCACUCGAGCUCUGGACACCAGCCCAUGCCACGGCCAGGCUGAGGAGGAGCUCGCGGGGCGAGCAACCGGAGCUUGUACAGGUUAAUCCCCGGGCAGAGCUCAGAGGCAGCUGCGUGGGCUCUGACCUGCUGGAAGCCAAUUAAGUAUAGCUGAGCUUAUUUUGGUUCAGGUGUGGAGAGAGGGAGUCAUUCCCAAAGCAGAGCUGGGCACUGUGGUAGCCCGUGGAUGAGUUUAAGGCUCCACGCAUCACUACCAUUCCUGAUACUCUGUAAGAAUUUAAGACAAAUGCAGGAACAAAACUUUCUUUGGACACUUACAAUCAUCUUAUUUUCUUGUCUUGUCUCAUUGCCAGAGACUCAAGUCAGAGACACAAGCAGUGCAAAUCUUUUGCCAAGGUGAAUAAGCGAAAGGAGGAAGUGUCCUGUCUGAGUCCAUUUCCUUUUGUUUUGUUUUGUUUUGGUUUUUUGGCAGAUGAGCAGCAUUUGCCCAUUUGAGUUUGCCCCUGAAUCUUGCACUGUGUAAUACUGAAGCAAAAUGGCCCACCCUGUAGAAAUUUAUAGGAUACCAUCAGCUGAAAUCCUCCUCAAUUUGUAUCAUUUUGCCAUUUCGUCCACUACAGAUUUGAUACUUUGCCCAUUAAGAUUAAUGAGACACUUAAAACUGAGUUCAGCAGGCCUAGAGCCUGUAAGGGCAUCUCCACAGGUCUAACAUUUCUGUGCAACUUUAAUUAUGUGUUUCAUUAUCCCAGUUCACUACUGUUCCCAGAGAAACAAGAACUGUGUAUUCUCUCCCCUGCCCCUAGACAUACACACAGAUUAAACAAAUCCAGUGUACAAGUUUAAUGUUUAAAGGAGCUGAAGAAGAAAGGAAGAAUUUUAGAAAUGCUGCUGUUACUAUACUCUCAAUUUCACUUCCAUUCUUAGAUAGCCUGGUAACAGUUACACUGUCCUAUGUCGUAUCCAUAAACUUAUGAACACUCUUGCCUUAAAGCAGUAAGGGAUUGUAUCGAUGUUUAGUAGAGCUUUAACUGUUUAAGAAGUCAGCGUGCACUACAAAAGGUUGUGAAUGUACAGUACCCUACUUGCUAUCAGCUGUCUCCCUGCACACCCAGAUUAAUUGGAGUAGCUUCUGUAUGGUAAAUUGACACAUUCAUCACAAAGCUCUUCUAUAUGCACCUGCCUCGAGGCUCUUGACAGAACGUCAAAACAUGAAACGGCUAUGGCAGUAAAGUUACAAAAGGGGCUUCGUGAAGAAAUGCUGUCUUAAAUCACCUGUUCUAAUUUCAUGCUUCCUUCUCCCAAGGAAUAGCUACCAUAGAAGUCCUUGAAUGUCUGUAGAAAUUCAUCAAAAAUAUGACCAGCAGGUUUUGAAUGGAAGCAAAAAACAAGGGGAGGAGAUGGUAGUUUGCUUAAUUGGGCUUUAUGUUACUAAUUAUAUACUAGUUCAAAUUUUUCUUUAAACUGACAAAUGUCUCAAGUGAUAUUUGCCAUCACGUCAUUAUGUUUGUUAAAGCUUUUAACCCAAAGACUGUUAUUGAGAUAUCAUAAUAAAAUCAUAGUCCUUUUAGACUGUAAAGGGUGUUAUCUUACAUCAGUUCAAAUCAAUAGCCAAAAUCCUAUUUAUUUGUUGUGCUUUAAUAAUCAGAUCAAAUAAGCAUUUUUAUAAAAGGUCCUGGUAAGUCCUUAUGAAUUUAUUAAGCCUUUCAAGCUGAUGUGUAAUUUAUUUCCAUGUGUUCUGUAUUUUAGUUAUUUCUGUAGCUUCCCCAAAAAAGCUUAUUGUGCAACAUGUAUUAUUUCAAACUUUAACUGUGGUUUUGCAAUAUUUCAGUGAUGCAUUUAGUCAUGUCUGUAUGCUUGUCGAAAAAGGGAAGGCCAUGUUCUAAACUUGGUUCUCACUUUUUUCUAAUUUGUGCGAUGUAAUGCAUGUACAGGAUUUAAGCACAGCGAGUUUGAACUGCUGUUCUUAUUUAACCAAAGAAUGCUCUGUUUCUGAUGAAAUCUUCAUCACUCCACUGGAUGAAAUGCAACCUCUCUUGUUUCUGUAUGUGUAUUUCAAUUUGCAAUGUAUUUUGAUUUCUAAAGAUACUGAAUGUUGUUAAUAAAAUGCCUAUCAAGAAGAAAUGCAAAUAAAACUAAUUUCAAAGUGCA
Molecule: messenger RNA, 4171 nt
Organism: Columba livia (rock pigeon)
Lineage: Eukaryota; Metazoa; Chordata; Aves; Columbiformes; Columbidae
Gene: CREG2
Product: cellular repressor of E1A stimulated genes 2
Exons: 4
Coding region: 175-1020 (281 amino acids)
Source: RefSeq, a predicted model, not a curated record